CAUAUAUAUAUAUAUAUACAAAGCAAUAAAGAUGCCAAACGCUUUGAAAUUGAUUACUGUAUUAUUGCUUCUUGAUGCUGUAAGAGCUGUAAAUAUAUCAUCUCCAUCUUUUUCUCCAAUCGUUGUAGAAGCAAAAUAUGAACAUUCUUAUAAUGAAACCAUAAAUUCUACGGUUGAAUAUAUGUUUUUGUAUCCUGCCAGCAAUGUCACUCUGGAAACUGCUAGGAUUACAAUAGAAAGCAACGCGACUCAUAGUUUGCCAUUAAUAAUAGUAGUACGUCAAACAACGGGUAUUCUGUCCUGGCAAAUACCUUUGCUUGUCAACAGCGCAGAUUUAGAUACUGUGAUAUAUAAUAAAACUAGUCGUACUCUGUGCUCCACAAAGUAUUAUCGAUACGCACAAAAUGAUGAUGAACAUGUUAUUGUCGGUAUUUCCACAGCCAGUCAUGAGAAUAUCACUUUCUCUAUUAGUGUGGUGGAAGUUAUGGACUUUUAUUUAAGUUCUGAAAAAAAAGUAGAAGUACAAAUUUCUCCAUCCGAACCUAUAUAUUAUGGCUACAUCUUCUCGAAGCAGGAGAAUUCCUCGGUCAUUGUUCGUGUGGAAUCAGACAAUGAUAUCUGUAUGACCGUUUCUGUACAGAAUACAUCUUGUCCUGUAUUUGAUUUGGAACGAAACAUUGAGUUUUCUGGACACUGGCAGACUGUAAGUAGAAGAGGAGGUAUUACAGUACCGAGAGAAGCUUAUCCGUUAGGAUUCUUCGUUGUACUUGUUGUCAAAGGAGAAGACACUGACUGUAAUGGAUUGUCUAGUAGUAAUCUUCUUCGUACUAAAAAUGUUACAUUAAUCGUAAAUCCAACUAUUACCAAACGAGAUUAUGUUGUCGCAUCGGUAUCAGCAGCAGCAAUUGUAUUAGGUUUUUGUAUCAUUUAUAUAACGGCUGUAAUAGUGUUCAGUAUCAGAGAAAGUAAGAAACUUGCGACACAAGACUUGAUAAAUGAAAACCAAGAUUUUAAUGAACACAUACCGAGUCCAUCAAUGGUAAAAGAGAAUAGUCCGAAAUUGAAUUCUACGGAAGAAGAUUCAUCCCUAGAUGAGGAUGAUAUAGAUCUAAUGGAAGAUGCUCUCUCUGAUAAGGAUGUGAUACGAACAAAAGUCAUUCUCUCGGUCUGUGAUCUCGCUCGCAAAGAACCAAGGAUAUUGCGACAUAAAUCUCGUUUAUAUUUAUAUUACUUGACAACUGUCGCGAUAUUCUAUACAUUGCCAGUCGUACAAUUGGCGGUAACAUAUCAGCGUGUCCUUCAUACAACUGGAAAUCAAGACAUGUGCUAUUACAAUUUCCUAUGUGCUCAUCCAUUGGGUUUGCUUUCCGACUUCAAUCAUCUAUUCUCAAAUUUUGGAUACGUUAUGCUGGGUUUACUAUUUAUAUUUUUGACUUAUUCUCGGGAACACAACGAACCAGAUAAAGAGAAAAUUAAAUGUUAUGGCAUACCGCAACACUAUGGUUUAUUUUAUGCAAUGGGCACUGCAUUAAUAAUGGAAGGUAUAUUGUCGGCGAGUUACCAUGUAUGCCCUAGCCAUAGCAAUUUUCAAUUUGACACCAGUUUCAUGUACGUAAUCGCGGUACUCUGUAUGAUCAAGAUUUAUCAAAAUCGUCAUCCUGAUAUAAACGCUAGAGCACCGGUAACAUUUGGAAUGUUAGCUGUUAUAAUAUUCGCAGGAUUGAUUGGAGUUCUAAAUGGUUCCAAAACCUUUUUAAUAAUAUUUUCCAUCCUGCAUUUACUAAUAUGUUUCUUUCUGACUGUACAAAUAUAUUAUAUGGGUCGAUGUAAAUUUGACAGAGGCGCUUUUAAAAGAAUGAUGCAGGUAUGUCUCCUUGAUUUUAUUGUACCAUCGCAAAAUACAUUUGCCAUUGAUAUCUUGCAGAGAUUCAAACAUGAGGCGCGCUGCGGCAUAUGGCAUUUACUCCGGCCGCUUUAUCCCGCAAGAUUUAUAAUGCUUGUACUAGCGAAUUUAUGUAACGUUGGACUUGCGGUAUUUGGUAACAUGUAUCAGCAAGGCAAUUUCGCUACAUUUUUACUAGCUAUACUGAUGUCCAAUUUAAUUUUAUACACAUUCUUUUACAUAAUGAUGAAGCUUUGCCACAGGGAAAAGAUUCUACCUACACCCGCGAUUUAUAUCAUCUUAUCCAUGCUGUUUUGGGGAGCAGCCUUGUACUUCUUCGUGAAUAAAACUAUUUCUUGGGCACUCACACCAGCUCAAUCUCGCUUAUAUAAUAAACCUUGCAUAUUAUUGAACUUUUUUGAUUCUCAUGACAUCUGGCAUUUUCUUUCGGCAUUAGCUAUGUUCUUUUCUUUUAUGGUAUUACUUACUUUAGAUGAUGAUUUAACGGAUGUACAUCGGAGUCAAAUACCAGUUUUUUGAAGAGCUCUAUGUAGAGUUGAGAAUUAUAUGAAAUUUUAUAAUUUUACAUAAGAUAUUCUCUCGGACGUAAAGUUACAGUUCAUAUAAUAGAAUAGUAAUUAUACAAAAAGAAUUGUAGAAUUCUUAGAAUAGUAAUUCCACGAAAGAAUUUGUAUAUAAAAAAAGGCUCUGAGGAGAGUGUGUAUGUGGAUAUUGUUUGUACCAAAGAAUGCAUGUGACGUCGAUUAGGUCAAAUGAAUGUAUGAACGAAUGCAAUUCCAUAAAUUGCCUGCUAUAAAACCAAUUUUAAUUCCAGUGCUUCGAUGGCACUUUUUAUGAAGAAUGUAUGUGAUAAUGUUUUAAAAUGGAAAAAAAAAUAUAUAUAUAUAUAUAUCCGCAAAACGUAGAAAAAAGAA
This is a messenger RNA of Acromyrmex echinatior (Panamanian leafcutter ant), 2817 nucleotides long. Its product is annotated as SID1 transmembrane family member 1. Gene Ontology annotation, cellular component: plasma membrane; lysosome. The record is from RefSeq and is a predicted model, not a curated record. NCBI's taxonomy places the organism in Eukaryota, Metazoa, Arthropoda, Insecta, Hymenoptera, Formicidae. Gene Ontology annotation, biological process: RNA transport. Gene Ontology annotation, molecular function: RNA transmembrane transporter activity; double-stranded RNA binding.